This is a messenger RNA of Heterostelium album PN500, 2436 nucleotides long. RefSeq names its product VIT and vWA domain-containing protein. The transcript has 2 exons. Bases 1 to 2436 code for a protein of 811 amino acids. The record is from RefSeq and is a predicted model, not a curated record. NCBI's taxonomy places the organism in Eukaryota, Evosea, Eumycetozoa, Acytosteliales, Acytosteliaceae.
AUGGGUACACCUGAUAAUCUGACCCAAACAAAUCUUUUACCAGAGUGUUAUUAUCGGUUCUUUAGAACUUUAGAAGAAUCUGCGAAUGAGAAUUUCUAUCGUCGUGGAGCAGGUUUGAUACUUUCGCAUGACAAUACUUUAAGCGACCGAUUUGUUGGUCAUGUUUUUGGUUUGAAAUCAAUGACGAUCAAUGCAAACGUAACUGACACCUGCUCGUUGACCAAAGUAGAACAACGAUAUGGCGCUCUACACCCAAAUGAUUCAACACUAAAGAUAGGAGAUGACUCCAAUUUUGAAGCUGUCUAUUCUUUACUGUUGCCACCGUACGCAGCCAUCAGUUCGCUCGAGGUUGAAUACGAGGGUAAACUUCUGGUUGCCACUAUCAAAGAGAAAGAAACAGCUGCCAACGAAUAUAACGAUGCCAUCGCCUCUGGAAACUCUGCAUUCUUGGCAUCGAAAUCACAAUCCGGUCAAUUCCAAGUGUCACUCGGAAAUAUUGAUAUUCGAUCCAGUGUGGUGGUGAGAUUCACAGUGAUGUCUGAUGUUGGAUAUCAUAUGAAUUACCUACAGUUCUGCUUGCACAGAUUCUGGUUCCCACUUGGUCACUAUCCAGUGAAGAUCACCAUCGAUCUCAAAUUGAAGAGUAAUUUCGAUAAGUUCGAGGUCUCCAACUAUCAAUAUAAAAUUACCAAGACAACCGAUAGCCUUAACAACAUUAUAACUAUUGAAAGUGAAGAUGGUCUACCAAAGAAUAUUAUGGUUAUGGUGAGAUUGCUGGAAUCGGAUGCACCACAGUCAUUUGUUGAAACAAGUCCAGCCGAUCCCAAUCAAUAUGCUGUCGCCUUGAGUUUCAAACCAAAGUUGGAUUGCGAUUCGCUAAAGGUCAGACAGAAAGCAGAGUUUAUCUUUGUUGUCGAUUGUUCCGGUUCGAUGGAAGGAACUAGAAUCGCAUUGACCAGAAGAGUACUUCAUUUCUUGGUGAGAUCUCUGCCGUUUUCCUCUGUGAAAUUCAACAUCAUUCGUUUUGGAAGUAAUUUCAACAAGAUGUUUCCACAAUCAAAGAUCUAUGACGACGAUUCUGUUAGUGAUUCAGCAAUGUACAUUGAUAAUAAAGUGCAUGCCGAUCUUGGUGGAACCGAGCUCUAUCAACCAUUAAAGAGCAUUUUGUCGCAAAAACACGACGCUGAAUAUCCGAGACAAAUCAUUGUGUUGACCGAUGGUGGAGUCUCUGGAAAGGGUCACCUCAUUGAUUUCGUAAGGAAAGAGGAUUCAACAUCGAGAAUAUUUACCGUUGGUAUUGGAAAUGGAGCUGACCAAGAUCUUGUUAGAAGUUUGGCUGAGGCUGGAGGUGGAGAAUGUCGUAUGGUUAUGGAAAACUCUGAAUUUUUUGAAUCAGAAGUUCUUGAACUACUUUCGAUUUCACUACGUCCAAGAAUUUCUAAUCUGACAAUGAAUUGGCCAAAUAAGAGUGAAGUAAAGGUAAUUCAAGCACCUCGUAAUAUUCGUCCAAUUUAUCAUAAUGAAAGAAUGGUAGUCUAUGGAUUGAUAACUUUGCUAAAACCUGAGGAUUCAAUGAAAUCAUACACUGUUUCACUUCAAGGUACAAGUCCAACCGGUCAGACUUUGACAUAUCCAAUCGAGCUUGACUUACAGAAUACCGAUGGAACUGGAUUGAUGCUACAUACUGCAGCUGCCACGAUGUAUAUUGCUAGUUUGGAGUACGAGGAAUCAAAGAUCACCAAAGACAAUAGCAAACCACACAAAAAGACAAUAACGGAAUUGGCUCUAAAGUAUAAUUUGGUAUCAAACUACACUUCGUUUGUUGUUUCAGCUGACCGCGACCAACCAAACUACGAAACACUCAAACAAGUUAAUAUUCUAAACAAUUUUGGAGAAUUAUACCCAAGACAAGGUGUUAAACUUGGCUCAUCAGUACUCGUGAGUGCAGAUAGGUAUCAGUCUCAAGCGUCAAGCGGAUGUUGUUCCGGUGGAAGCUACACUCCUCCUCCUCCUCCCCCUACAAAAUCCAGCUUUUUCAAUUUUUUCAACAACAACAACAACAACAACAACUCAACCACCCAAACCUCAUCAACCACAACAACCCAAACCUCAACAAGUCAAUCAUCCAAACAUAAAGAAUUACUACUUUCAAUUAUAAAGUUGCAAAAUGCCAAUGGAUCUUGGAGCGUCACUUCAGAUACUAAAAAAUAUUUGACUGUUCAGUGUCCACUCAAAGAGAUUGAUAGUCAAGAUGAAUUGUGGUUGACAGUGUUGAUCAUUGCAAUGCUCGAGAAAGACUUCCCAUCAAUGAAGGCAAUCUACUCCAACAGCAUCUUGAAAUCUAAACAAUGGAUCAAUGACCAACUCCCACCAAACAUCACCCUCGAAAAACUUUUGGAAACAGCACAAUCAUUAACAAAACAAUCAAAUCCAUAA